This is a messenger RNA of Ascochyta rabiei, 1137 nucleotides long. Its product is annotated as 5-methyltetrahydropteroyltriglutamate--homocysteine S-methyltransferase. The coding region runs from base 1 to 1137 and encodes 378 amino acids. NCBI's taxonomy places the organism in Eukaryota, Fungi, Ascomycota, Dothideomycetes, Pleosporales, Didymellaceae. The record is from RefSeq and is a predicted model, not a curated record. Gene Ontology annotation, molecular function: zinc ion binding; 5-methyltetrahydropteroyltriglutamate-homocysteine S-methyltransferase activity. The transcript has a single exon.
AUGCCUCUCCCUUACGGCGUCUACCGCGCCGACCACGUCGGAUCCUUCCUGCGCCCCAAGGCCGUCCUCGACGCGCGCCAGAAGGUCGCAGAAGGCUCUCUCUCCGCCUCCGAGCUCCGCAAGAUCGAAGACGAGGCUGUUUCCAAGGUCGCGCAGCAGCAGAUUGAGAAUGGCCUCCGCUCCGUCACAGACGGCGAGUUCCGCCGCGCCUACUUCCACCUCGACUUCCUCAAGCACCUAGCGGGUAUCGAGGAGAAGGGCCAGGUCGGCAACAUCAGGCACAAGGAUGGCUUCAGCCCGCCAACUCUUGUUGUAAAGGGCAAGCUGGGCCACCCCGAGGCGAUCCAGGUCGACGACUUCAACUUCCUCGAACAGGCAAUCAAGCAGAACGGCGGCGCUGCAACAACGAAGGUGUGCAUCCCCUCGCCCACAAUGGUGCACUUCCGCGGUGGACGCGCCAGCAUCGACAUCUCCGCAUACCCGGACCUUGAUGUCUUCUUCGAGGACCUCGCCCGCGUCUACCAGGAAGAGCUAGACUCUCUGUACAAGGCUGGGUGUCGCUUUGUCCAGCUCGAUGACACCAACCUCGCGUACCUGUGCGACCCGGACAUGCGCAAAGCCGCCGAGACAGAGCGCAACGAGGACCUAUCCGUGCUGCCGAAGAAAUACGCCGAGCUGAUCAACAAGGCCAUCAGCAAGAGGCCGAGCGACAUGAAGAUCGGUAUCCAUCUCUGCAGGGGCAACUACCGCUCCAAGUGGUUCGCGAGCGGCGGCUACGAGCCCGUCGCCGAAGUCCUUUUCAAGGAGCUCAACGUCGACGCCUACUUCCUCGAAUACGACGAUGCACGCAGCGGCGACUUCAGCCCCCUGAGGCACCUGCCCGAGCACAAGGUCGUUGUGCUGGGCGUGAUGAGCUCCAAGAAGAACGAGCUCGACGACAAGGAGGACAUCAUCAAGAGGCUCAAGGAGGCGGCGUCUAUCGCGCCCAAGGGCCUCGACCAGCUGUGCUUGUCCCACCAGUGCGGAUUCAGUUCGACCGCCGAGGGCAACGAGCUGACCGAGGAGGAGCAGUGGGCCAAGGUCAGGCUGGAAGUCGAGAUUGCCAAGCAGGUCUGGGGCGAUGACUUGAGCCAGUAG